This is a messenger RNA of Meloidogyne enterolobii, 325 nucleotides long. NCBI's taxonomy places the organism in Eukaryota, Metazoa, Nematoda, Chromadorea, Rhabditida, Meloidogynidae. The record is from the annotation of a GenBank genome assembly.
UGAAAAAAUACAUAAAGAUGAAAACUAUUAUAGAUGUCCAGUAUUUAUGUGUUUUGAACCAUUUUAUAGUUUACCUGCACAGAAAUCUCAUGUUUGUAAUAAACACGGAAGAUAUGUUUGGGAUUUUAUUAUAAAAAAUAAAAGAGAGAAAAAAGCAAACAAUUAUGGGGUAAUUGGAAUAAGGGAAGAUGGAACUCCUUACGCAAUGCCUGAUGGAGCUGGCAGCAGUAAUGUGGAACAUGAUGCAGAUGUGAGAAUAUAUUUUAGUUAUAUCUACAUAUUGUUUUUAGAUUUUUUCAUUACAAAACUUACCAUAAACCUAUAA